GAGCAAGUGCUGCUCCGACAGCACCUCCGGCUACCCCUGGAGCUCCACGGCCAGAUGAGAACUAGUAUUCAAAAUGCCCCAUGUGCUGAUCACUUGUAUCUGCAGGUUCUCUCCAGGAUACCCUCCAUCAAGCGCGCGUGCACGUUCGUCAAGAGAAGGGUGCGAUCUGGAACCACGUGGGGGAUGUGUGAAGAUGCGAUGCGAGAAGCACGCCGGCGGCCAGACAGGUGGGCGGCCCGAUCCUGGAGGGCCCAGUCCCCGCCGACAUGGAGACGGCCAUGGCGACGCCCGACUUGGGCGCCUUCCUCGCCAAGUACCCCGUCGACGAGAGGGCCUACGACUUCUUCGCAAGUUCCUCGCGGCAGGUGCAGGAGGAGGUCCUCCGGGAGUUCCAGCCCAAGACCGAGGGGGAGGCCUCCUACGCGAGGCUCUUCACCUCCCUCGUGCUGAAGGUCCGCCAGCGGUACGGCGAGGGGCGCCGGCAACGCGGCAAGGGCGGCAAGGGCGGCGGCGGGGCGCCCGCGCCGCAGGCCGCGUCGGAGGGCGCCGCCCCGCGGCGGGAGAAGCGGGGCCUCGGGGACCUGCGGGUCGGCAUGGAGCUGGAGGGCACGGUCAAGUUCCGGUCGGACCGGGGCGUCUGGGUGGACAUCGGCUACGAGAAGAACGCGAGGAUCAACGCGACCCGGCAGCUGGCGUUCCGCCUCAAGCGCAACCAGAGGGUGGCCACGACGGUGCAGGCCGUGGACCCGCGCAGGGGCGAGGUCUGGGUGUCCGCCGCCGACCUGCCGACGCUGAGGCCGUGGGAGGCGCUGCAGGUGGGCAUGACCACGGAGGGCAGGGUGGCCUUCCGAUCGAGCGCCGGCGUCUUCGUCGACAUCGGCUUCGAGCAGAACGGGAUCGUGCUCGCGGCAAACCGCAGCCAGAUGUUCGAGGCUCUCAAGCAGGACCAGAUCGUGGCCGCGACGGUCGAGGGCGUGGACGGCAGCACCAUCAGGGUGUCGGUCGCUGGAGUUCCCAAGCCGAGAUCGCUCCAGGAGCUGAGGGUGGGUGAGACGCUGGAGGGCGCCGUCGGUUCCAAGACGGAGAGGGGCGUCUUCGUCGACGUCGGCUGCGAGAAGCCGGCAUUGGUCAUCGCGCCGAGGGAGGAGGCGUACGCCCUCGGGCGCAGCCAGCCCGUGACCGCCACGGUUGAGAGGGUGCAGGGCGACGUGUUCUGGGUGUCGGUCGCAGGCCUGCCCAAGUUGCCGUUCCCCGAGGAGCUGCAGGUGGGCUCCAUCGUGAACGGCACGGUCGCGAGGAAGUCGACGGAGGGCGUCCUGCUCGACAUCGGCAACGCGGAGAUGGCGCGCGUCCUCGCGCCGAGGGCGAUGG
Molecule: messenger RNA, 1371 nt
Organism: Prorocentrum cordatum
Lineage: Eukaryota; Dinophyceae; Prorocentrales; Prorocentraceae
Source: the annotation of a GenBank genome assembly